UUGUUCUUCGCGCCGUUCGCUUCGUCUGGGUUUCCCGUUUCCGCCUUUGUCUCCGAUUGUCACUUUUUUCAGUCUUUCUUCUUCGCGCCGUUCGCUUCGUCUCUCUUUCUCUCUCAAGAGUUCGUUGUUCGUCAAGGAAUCAUGCUGUAAGCUCAUGAGUUGAUUGAGCUGAAUUUCUGUUCUUGACAUGGCGAAGAGGAAGGGAAAUACGAAGAAAGGAGCGUCUAACCCCACAUCCGGUCCGCAAGAUUCGAUCACUAUUAGACAGGAAAUCACUGGGAAAUUCAAACCCAAAGUCUCUAACAAUGUCAAAACUUAUUUGAAUCAUUUGGAAAACCUAGCGACUUGGGCUAGUGGGAAAGCCUCUAUUCCUUCAUUGGCUGCUUUCUUUGGGCAGCGCCUCGCUACUGCAGCAGAGUCCUUGGCGGUCGCUCCCGACGCUUCUUUGUUUACUUGUCAGAGGUGUGAAACGAUUCUUCAACCUGGCUCUAACUGUUCUAUACGAAUAGAGAAGAAUAACACCAAGAGACGUCGAAGACAGAAGAAAUGUAGUAAUUCGACACAGAACAAUGUGGCGUAUUAUUGCCACCACUGCUCGUGUAGGAACAUAAAGAGAGGAACUCCCAAAGGCCAUAUGAAAGUGCUAUACGACGCAGCGUUUGAAAGAAGGGUGAAGCCUGUGGAUGUCAAGGAUGGUCAAGAAUGUGAGACAUCUGCAGUGGAGAAGCCAACUGAGAUUCUUACCAUUGAUGCUCCUAAAAUUCCUGAUGCUUCUGCAAUUCCUCCUCCAACUGGGGACAUCACUGCUCUUGAUAACCCUGCAAUUCAGCUUCGAACCAAGGCCAUUCUUAAUAUUAAUUCUCCAGCAACUCCAUCCACCCUGAGCGUAACGACUUUGUCGAAAUCGCAGAAACAGGAAAUGACGACAUUAUCUGAGAAACAUAUAGGACACGAGAUUAGAACAGACAAGGAGAAGAAAACUGGGGCUGUUCCUACUGUUGAUACACCCGCCACCCCUUCCACCUCGACCGGAGUGACUCUGUUGGAUUCGAAGAAGAGAAAGAGGAACAAGCCAUCGUCUAAGAAUCAAACUGAUCCCGGAAGUUGCUCUGCUCCAACAGCAGAUGGGGAUAGAAGUGAAGGCACAUCCAAAAGGAAUCGUAAAAGAAAAUCAUGGACAAGUUUGAAGGAAGUUGCUCGGACGAAUGAACAGAGUGGUAAACAAAAAAACAUGGCUGAAUUGGCAAUUCCAUUCUCCUUGUAUUAAGGCACUGAUUUAAUGAAUGUUUGUGUGAGGAAUUGAUUCUAUUUUAUACCUUCUCUUUCAGCAUUUCUUUGGUUUUCAA
Messenger RNA from Cucurbita pepo subsp. pepo (vegetable marrow), 1346 nucleotides. RefSeq names its product RNase P Rpr2/Rpp21 subunit domain protein. Gene Ontology annotation, biological process: RNA processing. The record is from RefSeq and is a predicted model, not a curated record. NCBI's taxonomy places the organism in Eukaryota, Viridiplantae, Streptophyta, Magnoliopsida, Cucurbitales, Cucurbitaceae.